AUGGGCUACACCAAGACUGUGAUAACAGAAGGCAGCGGCGAAAAGCCCGCCAAGGGACAGUACGUGACAGUCCACUGUACUGGUUACGGCAAGAACAAGGACAUGAGUCAAAAGUUUUGGUCCACAAAAGAUCCAGGACAACAGCCGUUUACCUUUCGAGUUGGAAUGGGAGAAGUCAUCAAGGCGUGGGAUGAGUCCGUUCUGACCAUGUCACUGGGUGAGAAGUCCAAAAUCGUCGCCACUCCUGAUUAUGCCUACGGUGCCUCGGGAUUUCCUGCCUGGGGAAUCAUGCCCAAUUCUGAUCUAUCUUUUGAAAUUGAAGUACUCAAGUUCUCAUUCACUCAGAGCUAG
This is a messenger RNA of Seminavis robusta, 351 nucleotides long. Lineage: Eukaryota; Bacillariophyta; Bacillariophyceae; Naviculales; Naviculaceae. The record is from the annotation of a GenBank genome assembly.